Messenger RNA from Saccharomycodes ludwigii, 1269 nucleotides. RefSeq names its product threonylcarbamoyladenylate synthase (gene SUA5). Gene Ontology annotation, biological process: regulation of translational fidelity. Bases 1 to 1269 code for a protein of 422 amino acids. Lineage: Eukaryota; Fungi; Ascomycota; Saccharomycetes; Saccharomycodales; Saccharomycodaceae. Gene Ontology annotation, molecular function: tRNA binding; double-stranded RNA binding; nucleotidyltransferase activity. The record is from RefSeq and is a predicted model, not a curated record. Gene Ontology annotation, cellular component: cytoplasm. The transcript has a single exon.
AUGUCAUCAUCAACAGUAUCUUUUCAAACCAAAAUAUUAAAGGUAAAUCCAGAGUCAAUUAUAUUUCCACCAAAUUCUCAUAUUACUGGCGAACUACCAACCAUAACGGAUCCAGAAAGUGAAAAAAAUUUGUGGGAAGCUAUAAAUAUUUUGAAAACAACGGAGUAUAAUGUAGCUUUCCCCACAGAAACAGUUUAUGGUUUAGCUGGCUCUGCUUUAAAUGAUAACUCUAUUUUAAACAUUUAUAAAGCCAAAAAUAGACCUAGUGACAAUCCAUUAAUCACACAUAUCUCAUCUUUGAACCAACUUAAUAGAGUAAUUUUUAAUGAUAGCAAUAGUGCCGGAGAUAAUGAAUGGAGAAACAUUCCUGAGAUAUAUCAUGAGCUAAUCAGAAAUCUAUGGCCAGGCCCUUUAACUAUUUUAUUAAAAGUUCCCAAGAACAGUAACCUAUCAAAAUUAACAACGGCUAAUCAACCGACUUUUGCAGUACGUUUACCCAACCAUCCGGUUGCUAGAGCUUUAAUUGCAUUGGGAGACAUACCACUUGCUGCACCAAGCGCUAACACUUCCACCAAACCAUCACCAACGUUAGCACAGCAUGUCUAUCAUGAUUUGUUAGGGAAGAUCCCAUUGAUUUUGGAUUCAGGUGCUUGUGAUGUUGGUGUUGAAAGCACCGUUGUAGAUGGAUUGAGCAUGCACAAUGAAGAUAUUCCAUUGUUAUUAAGGCCUGGCGGGUUUAGUCUAGAAAAUAUUUGCAAAAUGGGUGGCUUUAAAAAUGGAUGUAAAGUCGAAUCCGUUUUAAAGAAAAAUGACAAGGGCGAAGAGAUCGAAAAAGUUAGAACUCCAGGAAUGAAAUACAAGCAUUAUUCCCCCAAUUGUAAAACUGUACUAUUUGUACCAUUUUCUCAUACAAAAGAUGAGGACAAGGACUUGUCUGUAUCAAACUUGGAACCAAAGAUUAAGAAUGCAAUGUUACAACAAUUAAAUAGUGCUCCUGAGAUUAAAAAAGUUGGUAUUUUAACCAGUUUCAAAUUUGAUAAAUUACCUAUAAAAAAUUGGUUCGCCGAUAGUAAUAUAAAAAUUGUUCAAGAAAGCUUGGGUCAUGAUGGCAAAUCAGUUCAAUCAAAUUUAUUUAGACUGUUAAGAAAAUUAGAUGAAGAUGAAAAUGUUGAUAUUUUGUUUGUAGAAGGUGUUGGGGAAGAAAACGAGGGAUUAGCUAUUAUGAACAGAUUAAAUAAAGCAGCAGCCGGUAACAUUAUAAACUUCUAA